Molecule: messenger RNA, 4506 nt
Organism: Penicillium angulare
Lineage: Eukaryota; Fungi; Ascomycota; Eurotiomycetes; Eurotiales; Aspergillaceae
Product: vacuolar protein sorting/targeting protein 10
Exons: 2
Coding region: 1-4506 (1501 amino acids)
Biological process (GO): protein targeting to vacuole; Golgi to vacuole transport; Golgi to endosome transport
Cellular component (GO): Golgi apparatus; membrane
Molecular function (GO): protein binding
Source: RefSeq, a predicted model, not a curated record
AUGAUAACAAGGUGGUUGCUGCUUGUGGUGGGAUUGCUGCUGGCUUUGGCCACGCAACCGAUCGCCGCAAAGGGAGAUAAACCCAAGGUCACAACGACAGAGCUCGAUCAUCAACCAUUACGUCUGUUCUACUUCGAAGGCACCAACACAAUCCUCUACCAGGAUGAGGCGACACUUAACGCCCAUGUAUCAUUCGAUGGUGGCGAAGAAUGGAAGGUCGUCAAAGGAGACGAUGAGAGCAUGGAAGGGAAAGUCCGAUUCAUGAUACCCCAUCCACACGAUAAUCAUCGCGCGUAUGUGAUCGGCCCAGAAGACACGCACUGGAUAACAACAGACCAAGGCAAGAGUUGGAAAUCAUUCAAGAUGUCAGCUGCUCCUUUUAUCUCCAUGCGCGCCGACCCUAUCAGUUUCAAUGGCUGGGAUCCCAGCAAGGCCAUCUUCCUCACAAUACAAUGCAAUUGGCUCGGCUGCAUGACGGAAUCCUUCUAUACGACCGAUGACUUCAAAACGAUCAAACCACUACGAGAAGCCGUUUACGAGUGUCGCUGGGCUGCAAGCACACCUGAGUUUGGACUGGAUCUGGAUCUUCCCAAGUCGCUAGGAGAUCGAGUUCUUUGCGUUGUCCCCGGCUUAAAGGUAUCGGAUCACACCGAGCGCCUCCUCUAUUCCGACAAUUUCUUUCCCGACAAUAAUGGAGGCACUGAAGUCAAGCUGAACCUCGGACAGGCCAUGGUUGGCCAGGAUAUCAAGGUUCGCUCAGUCAAGAAGUAUAUGGUUGCCGGCGUUCAGUCUCGAGGAACCACUGAGCAGGCUUUGUAUGUGAGCGAUGACUCGACGGAAUGGCAUCGCGCAGAAUUUAGCGGUCACCGUAUGGAGAAAGAUGCAUAUACUUUGUUGGAAAGUACAAACUAUAGUAUCCAGCUGGAUGUGCAGACAACAUGGAACGCCAGUCGCGUCGGCGCUCUGUUCUCAUCCAACUCGAAUGGAACAUAUUUCUCACCCAACAUCGAACAUACAAACCGAGACCUUAAUGGAUUGGUUGACUUUGAAAAGGUCGCUGACAUUCAAGGUAUUGUGAUUGUCAAUACUGUCAAGAACUGGGAGGAAGUGGAAGAGUCGGAUAAGAACAAAAAGGAGCUUAUCAGCCAGAUCAGUUUUGAUGAUGGACGGACAUUCCAGUCCUUGAAAGAGGGUAGCGAUAAACUGCAUCUUCAUUCCAUGACGACCUAUGAUGAGCUGCGCAAAUUGAGUGGUCUGGGUCGAAUGUUUUCUAGUCCUGCUCCUGGUUUGGUGAUGGGUGUAGGAAACACGGGUGACCAUCUCAAGGACUACUCAGACGCUCAUCUUUAUGUCUCAGACGAUGCCGGACUUAACUGGCGACAUGCGUUGAAGGGUCCUCAUCGAUUCGAAUUUGGCGACCAGGGUGGUAUCAUCGUGGCUGUAAAAGACGGCGAGAAGACCAAGAAGGUUGAAUAUUCGAUUGACCAUGGAAAAGAAUGGGAGGAGCUCGAAUUAAAGCAUGAAGUCAAAGCUUUGUUCUUGACCACAACACCUGACUCAACUAGUCUGAAGUUCAUUCUUGUAGGUGUGAACGGUGAUGAAGAUGAUGGCGAAUAUAUCAUCUACUCUAUUGACUUUGAAAGUCUUCAUGAACGCAAGUGCACGAAGGAUGACAUCGAGAAAUGGACAGCUCGUGUGGAUGAAGACGGUAAAGCAGAUUGUCUCAUGGGCCACAAGCAAUUCUUCGAGCGCCGAAAAGCCAACGCCAACUGUUUCAUGAAAAAUGAAUUCAAGAUGGAUGCGCCUGAAUUCGAAAAAUGCAAAUGUUCUGCAGAAGACUUCGAGUGUGAUUACAACUUCAAGCGCUCCGAAGAUCGCAAGGAAUGCGUGCCUGCUAUCUCUUUGACGGCUCCCGCAGGAAAAUGCAAGGAACCCAGUGAAAAGUAUAUGGGCCCCUCUGGCUGGCGACUCAUCCCUGGAAACGUAUGUAUCCGUGAAGGUGGUGAGCAGCUCGAUAAGGAAGUGGAACGUUCUUGUGGCAAUUCUACAAGCUCUCCCUCACCUAUCACCGAUGGCAAGGUUCACGUGGGAGAACCGCAAACUUUCUCUACCUCCCCAGCCCAAUACUUCUAUCUGGAACGACAGGAGAGUAACUUGGGUGACGAUGAGACUGUUUUCAUGGCCAAUAACCUGCAGCUAUAUAUUAGCCACGACCAUGGUAAGACAUGGAAACAGCCUGCCGAGCUUAAGAGCGAGAAAAUCCUUGCGAUGAUUCAACAUCCCUUUUAUACGGAUGGAGCCUACUUCUUGACGGACGGAGGCUAUGUUUACUCAACCAUCGACCGCGGCUAUUCAUUCAACAAAUUCAAAUGGCCUACUUCCGAAAUUUCCAAGUAUAGCUCGCCAAUGGAGUUCCACGAAAAAUACCAGGAUUGGAUGAUUUGGAUUGGUACUGACGGCUGUACCGGCAACAACUGUGUUUUCGAUGCGUAUCUCAGCAAAAACCGUGGCCACGAAUGGGAAUUGAUGCUACGAGGAGUAAGCUCUUGCAAGUUUGCAUACAAUGAAAAGCGCGAGGAUAGCGAAAAGCUGGUCAUUUGCGAGCAAUACGUCCAAGAGAAUAGCAAGAACAACCGUCAGCUCGUCUCUACCGAGACAAUGAACGACUGGGCCGAUAAAAAGCUGAUCAACGAGGAUAUUGCACGAUUCGUGAUGAUGAAUGACUAUGUUGUUGUGGCAACUUAUCCUACAGAGAAGCACAAAUUCCUGAAUGUCAGCACCAGUCUUGAUGGUCGUGUCUUCGCUGAGGCUCAAUUCCCGUUCAACAUCGAUGUGGCCGAGUACACCGUGCUUCCAGGUUCUUCGUAUGCAUUGCUCCUCUAUGUGGAAGUAAAUGACAAGGAGGGUCAGUACUUUGGGUCAUUGGUCAAGAGUAACAGCAAUGGUACCUAUUUCGUUCAAAGUUUGGCGGGCUUGAAUUCUAAUAAUGAACGUUUCGUCGACUUCGAGAAAAUGGUUGGCAUUGAGGGUGUCGCGCUCGCCAACACCGUUGUGAACAAAGAGGAUGUACUGAAGAAGGGUGCUGAUAAGAAGCUGGUUUCUGUCAUCACUCAUAAUGACGGUGGUCAAUGGAUGCUUUUGGCGCCUCCAACUCGGGAUGCUGAGGAUAAGAAAUUUGACUGCUCCGUUACUGAGGGUGAAGGUACCUCCGCCUGUGCAUUGCAUCUUCACAGCUACACAGAACGACGUGACUCGCGCGAUACCUUCUACUCUGAUUCCGCUGUAGGCCUGAUGGUCGGAAUUGGUAACGUUGGCCAAUACUUGUCAGAUGCCAAGGAUGCCGAUACUUUCCUCAGCAGAGACGGUGGUUUCACAUGGAAACAAGCUAAGAAGGGUCGCUACAUGUUUGAGUUUGGCGAUGCCGGAUCAAUCAUUGUUCUUGUCCGUGAGCAACAGGCGACCAAGGUUGUUCAUUACAGUCUUGACGAGGGCGACAAAUGGAGCGAAUUCCAGUUCUCAGAGACCGAAAUGGUCAUCAAUGACAUCUCGACCUUGCCUUCGGAUACCUCGAAGAACUUCUUGCUGUGGGCUGAAGAAAAGUCUUCCGGCAAGCUGACAACCAUCAAUCUCGACUUCAGUGGUGUCUGGGAUCGGCAAUGCGAAGCUAGUAAAGUAGGCGGUGACAAUGACGACUACUAUCUCUGGACUCCUCAACAUCCAGCUCAACAGGAUGGUUGCUUGUUCGGACACAUUGAACAGUACCAGCGUAAGAAGCCAAAUGCCGAAUGCUGGAACAAUUGGCGAACAUCUCGGGUCCACCGAAUUGAAGCUGGAAACUGUACUUGCACCCGUGCAGACUUUGAAUGUGAUUACAACUAUGAGAUUCAAAAUGACGGUAGCUGUGGACUUGUCCCUGGUCUCACCCCACCCGACCACAGUUUGCAAUGCAAGGAAGACCCCGAUAGAAUCCAAUACUGGGAGCCAACUGGUUACCGUAAACUUACCCAGUCAACAUGUCAGAGCGCAGAGCAGGAUCUCGACCGACAGGUCCCCCAUGCCUGCCCGAACAAGGAGGAGGAGUUCAAGAAGAAGCACGGCACAAGCGGUGUGGUUCUGUUCUUUGCCAUCGUACUUCCGAUCGCCGCAGCGGCUGCUAUUGGAUAUUUCGUCUACACUAAAUGGGAUGGCAAGUUUGGCCAGAUCCGUUUGGGCGAGAGAUCAGUUGGCAGCUCUGGGGACUGGUUCAACCGUGACUCCCCACUUGUUGCCGUCCCAGUGGCCAUCAUCGCCGGUUUGGUGGCUGUUGCCCAGUCAUUGCCGUUACUGGCUUCUAGUAUGUGGCGUAGUGUUUCUGGAAUUAUGCCUGGACGCCGGGGUCGGGGCUACCAACGGCCUUAUUCGACGCCUGGAUCAUUUGCUGCGCGUCGGGGUGAUUACGUCCAUGUUGUGGAUGAUGAGGACGAGCUGCUGGGAGCGGAUGAAUUUGAUGACGAUGAGGAGGCUUGA